AUGAAGUCAUUCGUUUUAAUUCUCCUUUUCACCUCUACGGUCACCAGCACCGCCAUCCUGCGUCCACGACAGAGCAACAAUGGCUGCUGCUUUGGGCUCACCUCCGUCGGCACAGUCAACGAGACCGUCGAGGAGAGCCACGGUGGUAAUCUGCUUCUGGGGGGCUCGUUCCAACAAGGUGGCUUCUGCCUGGUCAAGUCCACCAAGACCAUCCAAGACACCCUCAACCACAACUGCUUCAUGACAACACCCACCCGACAGUUCGAAUGCUUCGCAGGCAUUGUGGGCGCCACAGCGUUUGACGUCUUAGCAAACGCCGAUGGGAAAUCGUAUCUCCACUACGACAAUGGACCUGGCCUCUUCUAUGCCUGUCCCAUUGGCUCUGGCGCCGACCAGUACUACGAUAUAUUCUCGACAGCGAAGGCUGACAGCACUGGGUGUAUCCAAGUUGCCUUGGCCCUUCACAACCCGUCAGGUGCAUGUUCGGCCAGCAACACCACCUCAAGCUCGGGUACGUCUGUCUUAAGAGCGACGAGCUCAGCGCCACUCAGCACGCAGACAACCAUCGCUCAGUCAGACCCCAGCGUGACAUCUGCUUUCGUCGCCCCAGGAUAUAGCUAUGUCCCCGGGACCGGUGCAGUGACGACCAUCGUACCGAGUGGAAUUGUGAGACCCCAGUCCACCAGCAGUACAUCCGCGGCCCCAAAGUCCACCGCGGCAGCAUCUCGAGUCUGCUCUAUUGCAGCGUCUGCGCCGUCGAUUGCCCCAUUCAAGGUAGCCACACCGAACAACCGCGACCAAGACACCUCGACAGACGUCCUGAUCUCGACGAACAACAGCGCGCUCUUCCAAUACGUCAUCCCAGGCUCUUUCCUCCCGAUCAUGGCCGACGCCGCCAAGCCGCCCCUGUGCGCCCUCCAGUUCCGCAUGCCCGUCUGCACAGAGUUGCCCAAGGGCUACCCGUGCUACAGCUUCAGCGGGCUCGAGCAGGAGAUCCUCUCGAACUCGGGCAUGGCCUUCGCGUUGAGCGACGACGACGCCGCCGUCCCCGUCGUGGCCUCGUGGAACGCCACCGAGCUGCACCAGGUGUUCCCCGGCGAGAACUCGAUCCUGGGCACCUUCGAGUGCGGCAAGCCCGCGGGCUCGUACGGGGCCGCGCGCAAGAUGACAUGGCGUGCCAGCAGUGUUAGGAGCUUUAGUCUCGAAUUCCUUCAAGCUGGCGUUGGUGCCGACGCGCAGUUUCAGGACGGCAUUGGGGCUUGGAUUCUGCCUUGCUCAUGA
Molecule: messenger RNA, 1281 nt
Organism: Anthostomella pinea
Lineage: Eukaryota; Fungi; Ascomycota; Sordariomycetes; Xylariales; Xylariaceae
Source: the annotation of a GenBank genome assembly